AUGUUCGCGGUGGAUGAAGCGUGUUAUAUUCCUCUCUGGGGUCAGAGCUUUCGCCCAGCUUUUCAAGAUUUGUCGUGGCUCAGGGAGGCGUACGACUCCGUGCCCAUCUUAGCCCUCUCGGGCACAGCGCCUCCAAAGCGUCAGAAAUUCAUUCGUCACUCCUUGAAGCUGCAGAAUCCGCUUCGAAGUACAAGGCCGCUGGACUGGGAUUUGAAGUUGCCACAGGGAAGGGCUAAGGGAUCUAGUCGCAUGAAGCUUGUCGUCACAGGGAAAGCAGCUUUGGCCAAUGUUUCGGCCAAACUUGCAGCUGCAGAUGCACCGCUGCGAGACAGGUUUCUUUGCAGCAGUUGCUUGGCGUUUGCCAAGGAGGAACGCAAGUUGCAGAAGGUUUUGGAAUUGCUGGAGCAUGGUGCAUAUCCCGCAGUGGUGUACGUGCCCACUAAACCAGAUGCAAGAAGGGUGCGGCGACGUCUCACUGAGUCUCUUGAAGAACGUAGACUCACUCUGACCAUUGGCUACAUGGAUGGUGAAACGCCACCUGCAUCAAGAGCAUCAAUUAAUUUGGACUUUCAAUCGAAGGAGAUCGAUUUGAUGGUGGCCACUGAUGCGUAUGGACAGGGCAUUGAUAAGGCCGACAUCCGCUUGAUCGUCCACUGGGAGCCCCCGGUGAAUUUCGAGAUGUAUGUAAAUCACAUUGGUCGCGCCGGCCGCGACGGCUUCACUUCUCGAUGCGUCUUGCUCUACAGUAACAGUUGCUGGGCCCAGCUCUUCGAAAGCGGCAGAUGCUUUACGAGAGAGCUGGAGGAGAUGGACGAAGAGGAUCGCCAGGUAGAGUUUGCCUCACGUUCGACCCUGAAAGACAUGGUCACUUCGAAGAAAAGUUGCCGCUGGCGCCGGCUCCUUCGAUACUACGAGUGUGAAGACGAGCUGCCCUUGGAAGGCUGCGGUUCAUGUGACAUUUGUCUGGGUCAAUAUGAUCGUGGUUCGGGAGAAGGCGAAGAUUUCAGCGUCGGUGCACGCUUGUUGUUGUCGUCCGUGCGGCUGAAAGAGCUCAGCAAAGUGGCUGCCAGGAUGGAUGUGCUGGAUCUGGCUCUGGGCAAGUGCGAUCUCGAGCCGGAGCAGCAGGAGUUGCUGCAGACCAUGGAAACCUUGAGAAGCUCACUACCUGCGAAGCAACGUCAGAAAGGAUGGCUUCAAGAAUUGUUGACCCUGCUCUGGAACAACGACUUUGUGAUCAAGAAAUACGCUGGCAUUCACGAUGUGAAGUUGAAGCGCAAGAAGUGGCAACGGAAGGACAUCUUGAAGUUCCUCUGGUUUCUGACCAACAAAGGCCAAAGGGCCUUGGAGGAUGAUUCGGCGAUCCAGCUGAUUCCCAGCAAGCGGAUGACGGCCAUGGCCACAGGAGUCCUCAAAGAUAUCAAAGCUGAGAGGCAGCUUUCAGAUGCCUACCAGGAGUUUAAGCGACUGGACCGUGCAGACAAUCAGGCCAGAGUAGAGGCUUUGGACAACAUGAUGAAGGUGCUGAAUUCAGCGAAGACGGCGCAUUCCAAGAAGCAGCAGCUCAAAGAGGUUAAGCCAUUGAAACCAAAAGUGUCGAAGAGUCGGUUGAAACAAAGGGCUUCCAAGAUGCCGGCCAUGACGGCCAUGCGCGACCUGACGCACGUGGCACUUGAUGAUGCUUUGGAGGAGCACCCCGAGACCAGUGGAUGGAAGAUGAGCUACCGAGAGAACCCUGAGGAGGGGACGUGCCACUGCACUUUGACGGUCUCUCCGGAACUGGAUGUUGUGGAAGCCAUUGGCCGUACGCGGGCGGAGAGUUUGAAGAUGGCGAUUGGCCGGUGCAGCAAGCAGCAUUUUCGCAUCGACUUGAAAGAGAAGAAAUGGAUCCAACAGAAAUUCGCAGAGCUGCCCUGUGCUCCGCGAGACGUGUACUUUGAGAUUGUGGGUGUCGGCCACCGAAGAAAUGAAACUGUGCUUUUGCAGGUGGCCACUUUGUCGUUUCCAAACAGGGAGAUGUGCUUCCGUGGCAAUCCUUGUGAGCACUGGGCUCUGGCUGUUCGAUGCAUGGACAGAAAUGUUGCCGGAGUGAGACAAAUGGGGCCUCCUCCAAUUUCAUAG
Molecule: messenger RNA, 2118 nt
Organism: Cladocopium goreaui
Lineage: Eukaryota; Dinophyceae; Suessiales; Symbiodiniaceae
Source: the annotation of a GenBank genome assembly